UUACAUUAUAACACUACGAAAUAUAUACUAUCAUUACUCUCACACUGCGGUAAUCGUCAUUGAACCCACCCUCCAACAGUUGCCAUGUUGGGGAGCUGGCUGGCUCAUUGGGCGUCUCAGGAUUUUUCCAUUUUUUUCUUGUGAAAUCGUCAAAAAGGGAAAGGUGUAUCAGAAUUUCACAAAAUGACUAAAAUUGUUAUCUUAUUUGCGUUUCUGCCGCACCUACUAUUUACCAUGGUACAUGGAACAACUUCGUGUUCUGAAUACUUCACACAUGUAAUCGACCCUGAGACAAACAAGAUAUUUGGACGGAUCGAAGUCUUUUCACCUCCAGGAAGUGACGAAAUUUAUUUACAAGUAGCCUUAAACGCUACCGCUGAUUCUCUGAAUGGAUUAUUUGAAUUAGAAUUGGCACGACCGAUAAAAGAAACCAUUCAAGCUGUUCAAAAAGGUAGACCUUUGGUGUAUCAUAUUAAUUUUCCUUCGGGCGCAAAAUUUCCAACUUUAUCUGUGAUAUGGUUCAACAAUCGGAAAUAUUGUCUCGGCCCCGGAGCGUCAAGUGGAAAUAUCGUAGCCAAUAUCGAAUUGGGGCAUAUUAUAUACCCUCCGAACGAAGAACCACUGUCUCAGGAUUUUCAGCCGUGGCAUCGAAAUUCGAGUGACUACCGCAUAGACAAUCCGCACUACAAUAGCAACUCCGAAUGCGGUGUUACCGGUUACUACAACGAUAGAACAAAUAGACUAAUCCCCGAUGGUGAGACUUCAUUACCAGGCCAGUGGCCAUGGGUGGUUGCAGUCUACCUUAAUACAAAAGAAGGGUUUCUGAGAACAUACAAGUUUCAAUGCGGUGGUUCUCUUUUGUCAAACAGACAUGUAUUAACAGCGGGGUACUGUAUGAAAUUAAACAUGCUGUUCACUAACGAAACAGUACCUGUCGACAUGUUGGAAGUGGUUCCGGGGCGAUUUAACUUGGACCCAUUGCGCGGAGAUCGAUCUGUCAAUCGGAAAGUCGCGAGCUACGUGAUUCACCCCGAUUAUGUUCACUAUCUCAAAGCUACUUCCGAUCUCGCGAUUUUGACUCUCCAGAACGUCGUCGAGUUCAAUCCUUUCAUCAGGCCUAUUUGUCUAUGGUCCGGCUCAACCAACCUUGAAGACGUCAUUAGUAGGACGGGAUAUGUCGUAGGAUGGGGUAGAGACAAGCUUAAUCGUCGUGACGUCGACGAUCAACGGAUGGUGAGGGCGACGAUAGUGAGUCAAGAGACCUGUCUCUGGACGGAUGCUAGAUACAUUCGUGUAAUCUCGCAUGACACCUUUUGCGCUGGUUCGCAAGAAGGACUAGGUCCUUGUAAUGGUGACGGUGGGAGCGGGUUGAUACUUCUAAACAAUAGUACGAACAGUUAUGAGUUGCGUGGCGUUGUUUCGCGAUCUUUAAUCAUUGGAAGUGGGCUCUGCGAUCUACAUAAGUACAUCGUUUAUGUUGAUGUGGCAAAAUACAUACCCUGGCUUCAACAACAAAUGUCGAUGUAACGUUCAUCUUGCGUUGCAAAAUGCCAUACAUGUUAAUCGAUAAGUUUCCUCGUGUAAAGUUUAUUCGAAAACUUUGUACUUAUGUACAGUUACGCGUGAGAAUUAUACAGAUAUGAAUUCUGUUUAUGGUUAUUCACACAUCUUGUAAUGUGUCUCCAAUCUGGAUACGAAACAGAAUGAAUAAGCUGCUACACAUAUAAAUAUCUGUCAUAUUGGACUUCUUAAUAAUGAAGAACAUUAAUUACACCACAUGUCACAAUAUGUUAAUCGAUACACACAUUCAAUACUUUUUAAAAAUCGAGAAAAUAUUUUAAUUUACGCGUAUUAAUAAAUUGUAUCCUUUUUUUAGACAUCCGAAUCCUUAUUUUCUUAAGUUUUGUUGUUCGUACACUAGGCAUCAUCCCUGCCUUCCCAGAUAAAUUUAGGCACAUAAAACAUGCGUACAUUUCAAGCAGAUUUACUUGUGUUUUUUUGAUUACAUCAACUAGAAUUACAUUAAGUAAAAACAUAUGUAUAAUGUUUUUUGUGGUAUUUUGAAGAAUUGUUCAAAUGGCGGAAGAAAACACUUCAACCGAGAAUAAGAUGAAUAGAACAAUAAAAGUAUAUUUAAUAAUAA
This is a messenger RNA of Vollenhovia emeryi, 2143 nucleotides long. Its product is annotated as serine protease gd-like. The coding region runs from base 184 to 1527 and encodes 447 amino acids. The transcript is spliced from 6 exons. The record is from RefSeq and is a predicted model, not a curated record. Gene Ontology annotation, molecular function: serine-type endopeptidase activity. Lineage: Eukaryota; Metazoa; Arthropoda; Insecta; Hymenoptera; Formicidae. Gene Ontology annotation, biological process: proteolysis.